AUAUCUGAGUUUUAAUACGGCUAAUAAAAAGAAAGAUUUGUUUCUUAUUUUUUAUCCCUUCUACCCUCUCCUCGAAUAGGGUUUUCCAAAAACACCACUCCUCCCUCUCUGAAUAUCACAGCCGCAGUCGAUUAUCUUCUAGCUCAAAAAUUCGUCGACAUUCAAAAGAGAGGGAGAAUUAUGGGAGUAGAAUCAGAAAACAACAAGAUGGAUGAUGCUGAUUUUUAUUUUACUGAUUCUGAUUUAGUUUCUCAUGUUCGUGAAGCUCUCAAGUCCGCUUACUCGGAUCAAAGUGAUAUAUACAGCGAACUCGUAGGUUUGUUGCAUUACAAUGAUCAUCUGAAGCCUGAUGAAGUAGCCCUGCUAGUGACAAGCUUGAAGGCUUUAUCUGGAGCAGUUUCAUUCAUAGACAGUGAACACCAUGGGAGUCUUCUGGAAACUAUCUUUAAUAUGAGCUUGUGGAGCUAUGGUUCUGAUGUCAUGGAUGCUUUGAUUGAACUCAUUAUAUCCCUGGCUGUUUCAAGUGGUAAAUAUCUUCACCCAUGCUUGGAUAUGCUUGUAUGUAACUUCACUCCUCCUAGGAAAUUUGUUGAAGCGCUGAAGUUGCCAUAUGGCGUUGCGAAGAAGGAGAAAGUCUUGGUCAGAGUGCAUUCUGCUUUGGUAUGUAUUACAGGCUUGGUCCCACUGGCCCCAAUGAGCUUAUGGAUGAUUGUUCAACAGAGAACGCCAAAAGUUCUUCAAAAUGUUCAAGGACCUGUCGUAUCGAUGUUUGUGGAAAAUAUGUUCAUGUUGGAAAGCGGUGCAAUUGGGGAACUUAUUGGCAAUAGAGUGCUAAUCUGUGCUGUGGUGGACCUGCUGAUUGAUUUUGACCUGGCAAUUGGAUGGGAUGAUAUUUUAGAGGAGAACCCUCAUAAAGGCAUUUUUGAAUUGGAAUUAGAAGAUGAACAAAUACUUGAUGAUGAUGAUGGAGGUGAGUUUUCUAGAGAAUCCUCUGGUCAUAAGCGUUUAUGGAAAGAUCAUGUAUAUGACAAAUUAGAGAAAUUGGAUAGCCUUAUGGUUCUUACAUUUGAAUAUUUAAAAUCUUGCAAAGAGAAAGGCCGUUUGGCUGAGGUAUUUGAAUCACUCAUGCAUUCAUUUACGAUUACAGUGUUGUCUGCUUACAAGUCCAAAUUCGCACAGUUUGUGAUUUUCUAUGCUUGUGCUUUGGAUCCUGAAGGUUGUGGCGUAAGAUUUGCUGAAAUUCUUGCUGAUAUGUUUGUUUGCACGGGCUUCCCCUCAAUUACGAGGAAGAGUGCUGUUGCUUAUCUAGGUAGUUACAUGUCUCGUGGGAAGUUCUUAAAAACAUCUCUCGUUGUGAAUAUUCUUGGAAGACUUGUCAAGUGGUGCUUAGAUUAUGGCAAUCUUCAAAAAGAGAAAUUGGAUCCAAAAGCUCAUGAUGUAUUUUAUGCCGGAUGUCAGGCAGUCAUGUAUGUUCUUUGUUUCCGUUUGAAGUCUAUCAUCGAAACUGAUCUGACAUCGCAAAUUACUGUGCCCCUGAAAAAGCUUUUGAUGAAUCACCUUGAUCCAUUGAAGGUGUGCUUGCCAUCUAUUGUAGAAGAAUUUUUGCAACAAGCAAAUGAAACUCAUUUACUUCACGAAAGUGGAGUUUUCACCUUCCAUGAUAUGCUGGAGUCAGAAUAUUCCAAAGCUUAUGGUGGUAUUGAAAGGACCGACAUAUUCUUCCCAUUUGACCCGUGUUUAUUGCGGAAAAGUGACAGUUUCAUUCGCCCAAAUUUUGUAUAUUGGUCUAUGGUUCAGAAAACAUAUGAGGAGGAGGAUGCCAGCAGCGAUGAGGAUGAGGAUGUUGAUGUUUUCUACCCAGAUAUGGAUAUGACAGCAUCCCGGGAUGAAGAGAUUGCAGAAGCCUUAAAUGAUGAUCUUGAUAUAAAUGAUACAUUAACCAAAAUGUCUAUUACACCUAAAGAGUCUUUACUUAAAAAGAGAUUUGAUAAUAAAUCACAAAGACCCAUGCAAAUGCCGUCAAAACUUAGACCCUCUAUGAGCCCUGAAUAAUGCACCUCCUUUAUUCAUCGAACACAAGAAACCAGUAACUAGCCGCUGUGUGAUAUGCUGUACGUCGUGCGUGUUGCAACUUUUCUGUUGGAAGAAGGUUCUUCCCAUUAUCCACAUGCUGAGAGGCGGAAUCUUAUUGAAACAGCAUAAACAUUGCGGUGCCGGCAUAUCUUGUUGCGAUUCUCCACAAGUUUUGUUUGCUCUGUGUGAUCUCUUCAAUUCUAAAUUGUAUUUGAUGGUUAGUUCAGCUAAAUUUGUUAUAUCCAAUAUUUUUGAUGCCAAGGUUUGAAACUAGUUAGUUUAGGCUUUUCUUGGUCAAAAAUUGUAAUUUAUAUAUGAAUGAUAAACUCUUCAAAAUCCAACUAUUUAGCGGAAGCGAAAUGAAUUUAUAUUUAUUUUGAUGGAAAA
Messenger RNA from Amaranthus tricolor (Joseph's coat), 2460 nucleotides. RefSeq lists its product as uncharacterized. The transcript has 15 exons. The coding region runs from base 181 to 2052 and encodes 623 amino acids. Gene Ontology annotation, molecular function: RNA polymerase I core binding; RNA polymerase I general transcription initiation factor activity. Gene Ontology annotation, biological process: transcription initiation at RNA polymerase I promoter. The record is from RefSeq and is a predicted model, not a curated record. Gene Ontology annotation, cellular component: nucleus. NCBI's taxonomy places the organism in Eukaryota, Viridiplantae, Streptophyta, Magnoliopsida, Caryophyllales, Amaranthaceae.